Molecule: messenger RNA, 522 nt
Organism: Lagopus leucura (white-tailed ptarmigan)
Lineage: Eukaryota; Metazoa; Chordata; Aves; Galliformes; Phasianidae
Gene: MCRIP2
Product: MAPK regulated corepressor interacting protein 2
Exons: 5
Coding region: 41-472 (143 amino acids)
Source: RefSeq, a predicted model, not a curated record
GCGGCGGGGCCGUGCCGUGCGGUGCCGGAGGGGCCGCACGAUGUACACGCUGACGCGCGGCCCCAGCAAGCUGGCCACGCAGCGCCGCACAGGUCCUACGCAGCAGCCGGUGGAGAGCAAAGUGGGCGAGCCGCGGGGCCGGCUGCAGCCCGGAGCCUGGCCCCCAGCCAGCCCAGUCCAGAAGCUCAUCUUCAACAGAGUGAACGGCAAACGGCCGCAGGUUCUGCUGCCACACACCUCUGUGCCUGAGGAGAGCUACACAGCUGCACACGAGGAGAACGUCCGCUUCAUCUACGAAGCCUGGCAGGAGGUGGAGCAGCAACUGGACGGGGGGCAGAGGGGGGAGAGCGCCCGUGGGCCUGUGCAGUACGUAGAGAAAACCCCGAACCCCCGGCUGAAAAACUUUGUUCCCAUUGACCUGGAGGAGUGGUGGGCGCAGCAAUUCCUGGCCAAAAUUGAGAACUGCUCAUAAAAGGGAAGGCGAUCUUUUUCACUGUUUUUUUUUUUUUUUUUUUUUCCUUU